This is a messenger RNA of Pogoniulus pusillus (Red-fronted tinkerbird), 16638 nucleotides long. Its product is annotated as mucin-5AC-like. Lineage: Eukaryota; Metazoa; Chordata; Aves; Piciformes; Lybiidae. Gene Ontology annotation, molecular function: protein binding. Gene Ontology annotation, cellular component: extracellular matrix. Bases 1 to 16638 code for a protein of 5545 amino acids. The transcript is spliced from 46 exons. The record is from RefSeq and is a predicted model, not a curated record.
AUGGGCACAGGUGGUGGGACACGAAUACCACUAUGGAUAUCAAUACUAGCACUUGCCUUCGUACACAUCAAAGUGGAAGCCCAGAAUGAUGAACCACAAACAAAAUCAAAGUCUAUUUCUCCAUCGGUCCUGCAGGGACAAAAAUUUUUUCCACCAUCCAAAGGAGUGCAAAUCAUUCCACCCUUUCAAAACACGCUGAAAGUAAAGGCUGGAAACCCCUCUCACAAUGGCCGUGUGUGCAGCACGUGGGGUAACUUCCACUACAAGACCUUUGAUGGGGACAUCUUUUACUUCCCUGGGGUCUGCAAUUACAUCUUUGCCUCCAACUGCAAAUCUCCCUAUGAGGAUUUCAACAUCCAGAUCAGGCGUACGAUGGCACAAAACGCUACCGUAAUCACCCACGUCAUCAUGAAGGUGGAAGGAGCAGUGAUUGAGCUGAGUCGUGGCUCCGUCCAUCUGGAUGGCAAACUGGUUCACAUGCCUUACAGCCAUAUGGGAGUCCUCAUGGAGAAAAGUAACAACUACAUAAAAGUUUCUGCCAAGAUAGGAGUGACCUUCCUUUGGAAUGAAGAGGAUGCCCUUCUGGUGGAGCUAGAUAAGAAGUAUGCCAACCAAACCUGUGGGCUUUGUGGGGACUUCAAUGGGAUUCCACUCUACAGUGAAUUUGUUUCAGGGAAGACAAAACUGACUCACUUGCAGUAUGGGAAUAUGCAUAAGAUGGAUGGACCCACGGAGCAGUGUGCUGAUCCUCUUCCUUCUGUUGUGCCAGUGAACUGUUCAUCUGAAUUUGCAACUAUCUGUCAGACAGUGUUAACCAGCAAAGCAUUUACAAGCUGCAAUGCUCUCGUGAACGUUCAGGACUACAUUGAAACUUGCAUACAAGACCUCUGCCACUGUGACAGCUCUAUGGCUGACUUCUGCAUGUGCAACACCUUUGCUGAGUACUCCAGGCAGUGUGCUCAUGCUGGUGGACAGCCUCUGAACUGGAGAACCUCAGAGCUGUGUCCCAAAUCGUGUCCUUUCAACAUGCAAUACCAGGAGUGUGGCUCACCCUGCUCGGACACGUGCAGCAACCCGGAACGCUCUGAACUUUGUGAAGAUCACUGCACAGAUGGCUGCGUCUGCCCUCCAGGAACUGUAUUUGAUGACAUCAAUGGUGCUGGCUGCAUUCCCCGCAGAGCCUGCCACUGUACCUAUGAAGGGGAAACUUAUGCUCCUGGUGCCUCCUUCUCAUCCAAAUGCAGAUCAUGUACCUGUGUCGGAGGUGAAUGGUCUUGCAUCACCCGGUCAUGCCCUGGAACUUGCAGUGUUGAAGGAGGUUCUCACAUUUCCACAUUUGAUGAGAAACAUUACUCCUUCUUUGGAGACUGCAGCUAUGUCCUAACCAAGCUCUGUGACAGCAACGAAUUCAGUGUCCUGGGAGACAUCCACAAGUGUGGCCUGUCUGACACCGAGACAUGCCUGAAGAGUAUAGCUGUCAGCCUGAAUGGAGGACAAACUAACAUUGUGAUCCAAGCUUCUGGCAGUGUAUUUGUGAAUAUGAUCUACACACAGCUGCCAUUCUCUGCAGCAAACAUCACGAUCUUCAGACCAUCAUCUUUCUUCAUCAUUCUGGAAACAAACUUUGGCCUUCAGCUAGAGGUUCAGCUGGUGCCUCUCAUGCAAGUGUAUAUAGACCUAGACCCAUCACAUAAAGGGCAGACCUGUGGUCUCUGUGGAAACUUCAACGAUGUGCAGACAGAUGAUUUCAAAACCACCAGUGGUGUAAUAGAGGGCACUUCAGCUGCUUUUGGCAACACUUGGAAGAUCCGGGCUGAUUGCCCUAAUGCCAAAAACACCUUUGAGGACCCCUGUACUGUCAGCAUACAAAAUGACCAGUAUGCUCAGCACUGGUGUGGACUGCUCUCUGAUGCCAGGGGACCUUUUGCUGAAUGUCACUCUACAGUGAAUCCAGAAGUUUAUCAGAAGAACUGCAUGUUUGACACGUGUAACUGUGAGAAGAGUGAGGACUGCAUGUGUGCUGCCCUUUCCAGCUACGCCAGGGCCUGCGCUGCUAAAGGAAUUCUCCUCACUGGGUGGAGGACCAAAGCCUGCACAAAAUACACCAAGCUGUGUCCAAAAUCCUUGGAGUACUCUUACUACAUCAACUCCUGCCAACCCACCUGCCGCUCUCUGAGCGAGCCUGAUGUCACAUGCAACAUCGAGUUUGUCCCAGUUGAUGGUUGCACCUGCAUAAAUGGAACUUACAUGGAUGACAGUGGGAAAUGUGUGCCUGCUUCCAGCUGUCCUUGCUACUACAAGGGAACACCUCUGUCUUCUGGAGAAGUCAUCCAUGAUAACGGCAUUGUCUGCACUUGCUCUUAUGGAAAGCUGAGCUGCAGUGGGGAGAAACCUGAAACAGUCUGCAAACCUCCCAUGGUCUAUAUUGACUGUAGCAAUGCCACUGGAGAUGUAAUAGGGGCAGGAUGCCAAAAGAGCUGUCAGACUCUAGAUAUGGAAUGUUACAAAACCCACUGUGUCUCUGGCUGCGUGUGUCCUCACAACAAAGUGUUAGAUGGCAAAGGCCGCUGCAUAGCUCCAGAAGAUUGUCCAUGUGUUCACAAUGGGAAUUUCUACAAGCCAGGAGAAUCAAUCAGAGUUGGCUGCAACAACUGCACAUGCAGAAACAGAAAAUGGCACUGCUCCCAGGAACCCUGCCUGCAAACCUGUUCUGUUUAUGGAGAUGGGCACUACACCACCUUUGAUGGCAAGCGCUUUGAUUUUGAAGGAGACUGUGAAUAUGUUCUGGUCCAGAACUACUGUGGUCAACAGAACACAGGGAAUGAGGGAACCUUCAGAGUUAUCACUGAGAACAUUCCAUGUGGCACUACAGGAACCACUUGCUCUAAGUCUAUUAAAGUUUUCCUGGGGAACUAUGAGCUGGUACUCAAUGAUGGACACUCUGAUGUCAUCCAGAGGGCACCUGGGGGAAAAAUGCCAUUCCAAAUCCGUUCCAUGGGCAUCUACCUUGUGGUGGACACUAGUGUUGGCCUGAUACUCAUGUGGGACAAGAAAACCAGCAUAUUCAUCAAACUCAGCCCCAGCUUUGAGGGACAUGUCUGUGGACUUUGUGGAAACUAUGAUGGCAAUGGGAAUAAUGACUUCACUACUCGCAGUCAGUCUGUGGUGGGAAAUGUGCUGGAGUUUGCCAACAGCUGGAAGGUGUCUUCUAGUUGCCCCACAGCCAAUGGUACAAAGGAUCCAUGCACUGCCAACCCGUACAGGAAAGCCUGGGCGCAGAAGCAAUGCAGCAUCAUUACCAGUGAAGUGUUUGCAAAGUGUCACUCCCAGAUUGAACCAAAUGAAUAUUAUCAAGCAUGUGUGGAUGAUGCCUGUGCCUGUGACACCGGAGGGGACUGUGAAUGUUUCUGCACAGCAGUAGCUGCCUAUGCUCAAGCCUGCAAUGAGUUGGACAUCUGCAUUUCAUGGAGAACCCCAUCCAUUUGUCCUCUCUUCUGUGACUACUACAACCCCCAAGGGGAGUGUGAGUGGCAUUACAAGCCGUGCGGAGCCCCUUGUAUGAAGACCUGCAAAAAUCCAAGUGGGAAAUGCCUUCAUGAGUUGAGAGGUUUGGAAGGCUGCUAUCCAAACUGUCCAAAGAACAAGCCCUAUUUUGAUGAAGAGACCAUGACUUGUGUUGAUACUUGUGGUUGUUAUGAAAAUGGAAAGAAUUACAAACCAGGAAUGCUGAUGCCUUCAAAGGAGAACUGUCAAUCAUGUGAAUGCACAAUUCAUGGCAAAAAAUGCAGCUAUGAUGUAUACGAAUGUCUCUGCAUUUAUGAGGGGAAAAGAUAUGGCUAUAAAGAUGUGGUCUACAAUACCACAGAUGGCAUAGGAGGGUGCAUUGUAGCGGUUUGUGGUCCCAAUGGAACACUUGAAAGGAUCAUCUAUGACUGUCCAGUCUCAACAACACCCUCAACAACCUUCCACUUCAGUACUACUACAGCUCCCAUUACUACCACAGGGUCAGCAUCACCGACUACAUCAGAGUGCGUUCGUGAAGUCUGCGAGUGGUCACAGUGGUAUGAUGGCAGUGUGCAAACCCCUGGCUAUGACGGUGGAGAUUUUGAAACCUUUGAUGAUUUGAGAGCCAAAGGUUAUGAAGUCUGCAAAGCUCCUCGGGCUGUUGAAUGCAGGGCAGAAAAAUUCCCUGACAUACCACUGAAGGACCUUGGCCAAAAACUAGAAUGCAGUACAAAAAAUGGGCUUAUAUGCUACAACAAGGAUCAAAUUACAACAAUGUGCAACAAUUAUGAAAUCAGAGUCUUAUGCUGUGCUUUCGUACCGUGCUCCUUGACAACACCGACCACGAGCACAGAAAUUACAACGUCUUCAACGACUACAACAUCUGUAACUCCAACAACCACAACUGAAUCCACCCCUCUCACCUCUACCCCAACAAUACCUCUUUGUAUUAAAGAAGAAUGUUACUGGUCAAGGUGGUACGAUGUCAAUUACCCUGGCUCUGGAUAUAAUGAUGGAGACUUUGAAACAAUUAAGAAUAUUGAAAAGAAGGGAUACAAAGUCUGUGAAAACAGAAAAGCUGUGGAAUGCAGAGCAGUAAGGUUCCCAUUUACACCAUAUCCUCUCCUGGAGCAAAACAUCACAUGCAACGCAAAAGAAGGUUUGACAUGCUACAACAAAAAUCAACUACCACCCAUCUGCUACAACUAUGAAGUGAGAUUUAAAUGCUGUAAAAACGUAACAGUACCAUGCGAGAUAACAACUACACCAACAUCUCUAAUAACAUCGACAACACUGAGCACAACAUCGACAGAAAUAACAACACCGCAUAUAUACACCAGGCAUGAGACAACAACAUCAAUCACUACACCACCAACACAGCCGAUUCACAUAAGAACAACGACACCAUACCAAUCGACCACAGCCACCUGCGAGCCUGAAAUAUGCCGCUGGAGCGAAUGGUUGGACGUCGACUUCCCCUCUGCAGGACCCAACCAGGGAGACUUUGAAACCUACCAGCACAUCCGGGCCGCCGGCAAGAAAGUCUGUCUACAUCCAAAGGAAAUCGACUGCCGGGCCGAGGACUACCCCGAGCUUCCCAUCACGCAGGUCGGGCAGGUCGUGCAGUGCGACGUCAACUUUGGACUGGUCUGCAAGAACGAAGACCAGACUGGCAAAUUUAAGAUGUGCCUCAACUACAAGAUCCGCGUCCUCUGCUGCAGCGCCAACCCCAACUGCCCAGGACCUAUACCCUACAGCACCACCACCCCGACCAGCACCACCACUCACGCAGCGCCAACCUCCACCUCUGUAACCACCUCCACCCAGUCCACCUCCUCAGAGACCACAUCCCCGACCUACACCACCACCACCGGCCCCACGCCCUCACCUACCCCUUACGUCCCCACCACCACGACCCCCCACGUCUCUACUCCCUGCGAGCCCGAAAUAUGCCGCUGGAGCGAAUGGUUGGAUGUCGACUUCCCCUCUGCAGGACCCAACCAGGGAGACUUUGAAACCUACCAGCACAUACGGGCCGCCGGCAAGAAAGUCUGUCUACAUCCAAAGGAAAUCGACUGCCGGGCCGAGGACUACCCCGAGCUUCCCAUCACGCAGGUCGGGCAGGUCGUGCAGUGCGACGUCAACUUUGGACUGGUCUGCAAGAACGAAGACCAGACUGGCAAAUUUAAGAUGUGCCUCAACUACAAGAUCCGCGUCCUCUGCUGCAGCGCCAACCCCAACUGCCCAGGACCUAUACCCUACAGCACCACCACCCCGACCAGCACCACCACUCACGCAGCGCCAACCUCCACCUCUGUAACCACCUCCACCCAGUCCACCUCCUCAGAGACCACAUCCCCGACCUACACCACCACCACCCGCCCCACGCCCUCACCAACCCCUUACGUCCCCACCACCACGACCCCCCACGUCUCUACCCCCUGCGAGCCCGAAAUAUGCCGCUGGAGUGAAUGGUUGGACGUCGACUUCCCCUCUGCAGGACCCAACCAGGGAGACUUUGAAACCUACCAGCACAUACGGGCCGCCGGCAAGAAAGUCUGUCUACAUCCAAAGGAAAUCGACUGCCGGGCCGAGGACUACCCCGAGCUUCCCAUCACGCAGGUCGGGCAGGUCGUGCAGUGCGACGUCAACUUUGGACUGGUCUGCAAGAACGAAGACCAGACUGGCAAAUUUAAGAUGUGCCUCAACUACAAGAUCCGCGUCCUCUGCUGCAGCGCCAACCCCAACUGCCCAGGACCUAUACCCUACAGCACCACCACCCCGACCAGCACCACCACUCACGCAGCGCCAACCUCCACCUCUGUAACCACCUCCACCCAGUCCACCUCCUCAGAGACCACAUCCCCGACCUACACCACCACCACCCGCCCCACGCCCUCACCUACCCCUUACGUCCCCACCACCACGACCCCCCACGUCUCUACUCCCUGCGAGCCCGAAAUAUGCCGCUGGAGCGAAUGGUUGGACGUCGACUUCCCCUCUGCAGGACCCAACCAGGGAGACUUUGAAACCUACCAGCACAUCCGGGCCGCCGGCAAGAAAGUCUGUCUACAUCCAAAGGAAAUCGACUGCCGGGCCGAGGACUACCCCGAGCUUCCCAUCACGCAGGUCGGGCAGGUCGUGCAGUGCGACGUCAACUUUGGACUGGUCUGCAAGAACGAAGACCAGACUGGCAAAUUUAAGAUGUGCCUCAACUACAAGAUCCGCGUCCUCUGCUGCAGCGCCAACCCCAACUGCCCAGGACCUAUACCCUACAGCAGCACCACCACUCACGCAGCGCCAACCUCCACCUCUGUAACCACCUCCACCCAGUCCACCUCCUCAGAGACCACAUCCCCGACCUACACCACCACCACCCGCCCCACGCCCUCACCAACCCCUUACGUCCCCACCACCACGACCCCCCACGUCUCUACCCCCUGCGAGCCCGAAAUAUGCCGCUGGAGUGAAUGGUUGGACGUCGACUUCCCCUCUGCAGGACCCAACCAGGGAGACUUUGAAACCUACCAGCACAUCCGGGCCGCCGGCAAGAAAGUCUGUCUACAUCCAAAGGAAAUCGACUGCCGGGCCGAGGACUACCCCGAGCUUCCCAUCACGCAGGUCGGGCAGGUCGUGCAGUGCGACGUCAACUUUGGACUGGUCUGCAAGAACGAAGACCAGACUGGCAAAUUUAAGAUGUGCCUCAACUACAAGAUCCGCGUCCUCUGCUGCAGCGCCAACCCCAACUGCCCAGGACCUAUACCCUACAGCACCACCACCCCGACCAGCACCACCACUCACGCAGCGCCAACCUCCACCUCUGUAACCACCUCCACCCAGUCCACCUCCUCAGAGACCACAUCCCCGACCUACACCACCACCACCCGCCCCACGCCCUCACCAACCCCUUACGUCCCCACCACCACGACCCCCCACGUCUCUACCCCCUGCGAGCCCGAAAUAUGCCGCUGGAGCGAAUGGUUGGACGUCGACUUCCCCUCUGCAGGACCCAACCAGGGAGACUUUGAAACCUACCAGCACAUCCGGGCCGCCGGCAAGAAAGUCUGUCUACAUCCAAAGGAAAUCGACUGCCGGGCCGAGGACUACCCCGAGCUUCCCAUCACGCAGGUCGGGCAGGUCGUGCAGUGCGACGUCAACUUUGGACUGGUCUGCAAGAACGAAGACCAGACUGGCAAAUUUAAGAUGUGCCUCAACUACAAGAUCCGCGUCCUCUGCUGCAGCGCCAACCCCAACUGCCCAGGACCUAUACCCUACAGCACCACCACCCCGACCAGCACCACCACUCACGCAGCGCCAACCUCCACCUCUGUAACCACCUCCACCCAGUCCACCUCCUCAGAGACCACAUCCCCGACCUACACCACCACCACCCGCCCCACGCCCUCACCAACCCCUUACGUCCCCACCACCACGACCCCCCACGUCUCCACCCCCUGCGAGCCCGAAAUAUGCCGCUGGAGCGAAUGGUUGGACGUCGACUUCCCCUCUGCAGGACCCAACCAGGGAGACUUUGAAACCUACCAGCACAUCCGGGCCGCCGGCAAGAAAGUCUGUCUACAUCCAAAGGAAAUCGACUGCCGGGCCGAGGACUACCCCGAGCUUCCCAUCACGCAGGUCGGGCAGGUCGUGCAGUGCGACGUCAACUUUGGACUGGUCUGCAAGAACGAAGACCAGACUGGCAAAUUUAAGAUGUGCCUCAACUACAAGAUCCGCGUCCUCUGCUGCAGCGCCAACCCCAACUGCCCAGGACCUAUACCCUACAGCACCACCACCCCGACCAGCACCACCACUCACGCAGCGCCAACCUCCACCUCUGUAACCACCUCCACCCAGUCCACCUCCUCAGAGACCACAUCCCCGACCUACACCACCACCACCCGCCCCACGCCCUCACCAACCCCUUACGUCCCCACCACCACGACCCCCCACGUCUCUACCCCCUGCGAGCCCGAAAUAUGCCGCUGGAGCGAAUGGUUGGACGUCGACUUCCCCUCUGCAGGACCCAACCAGGGAGACUUUGAAACCUACCAGCACAUCCGGGCCGCCGGCAAGAAAGUCUGUCUACAUCCAAAGGAAAUCGACUGCCGGGCCGAGGACUACCCCGAGCUUCCCAUCACGCAGGUCGGGCAGGUCGUGCAGUGCGACGUCAACUUUGGACUGGUCUGCAAGAACGAAGACCAGACUGGCAAAUUUAAGAUGUGCCUCAACUACAAGAUCCGCGUCCUCUGCUGCAGCGCCAACCCCAACUGCCCAGGACCUAUACCCUACAGCACCACCACCCCGACCAGCACCACCACUCACGCAGCGCCAACCUCCACCUCUGUAACCACCUCCACCCAGUCCACCUCCUCAGAGACCACAUCCCCGACCUACACCACCACCACCCGCCCCACGCCCUCACCAACCCCUUACGUCCCCACCACCACGACCCCCCACGUCUCUACCCCCUGCGAGCCCGAAAUAUGCCGCUGGAGCGAAUGGUUGGACGUCGACUUCCCCUCUGCAGGACCCAACCAGGGAGACUUUGAAACCUACCAGCACAUACGGGCCGCCGGCAAGAAAGUCUGUCUACAUCCAAAGGAAAUCGACUGCCGGGCCGAGGACUACCCCGAACUUCCCAUCACGCAGGUCGGGCAGGUCGUGCAGUGCGACGUCAACUUUGGACUGGUCUGCAAGAACGAAGACCAGACUGGCAAAUUUAAGAUGUGCCUCAACUACAAGAUCCGCGUCCUCUGCUGCAGCGCCAACCCCAACUGCCCAGGACCUAUACCCUACAGCACCACCACCCCGACCAGCACCACCACUCACGCAGCGCCAACCUCCACCUCUGUAACCACCUCCACCCAGUCCACCUCCUCAGAGACCACAUCCCCAACCUACACCACCACCACCGGCCCCACACCCUCACCUACCCCUUACGUCCCCACCACCACGACCCCCCACGUCUCUACCCCCUGCGAGCCCGAAAUAUGCCGCUGGAGCGAAUGGUUGGACGUCGACUUCCCCUCUGCAGGACCCAACCAGGGAGACUUUGAAACCUACCAGCACAUCCGGGCCGCCGGCAAGAAAGUCUGCCUACAUCCAAAGGAAAUCGACUGCCGGGCCGAGGACUACCCCGAGCUUCCCAUCACGCAGGUCGGGCAGGUCGUGCAGUGCGACGUCAACUUUGGACUGGUCUGCAAGAACGAAGACCAGACUGGCAAAUUUAAGAUGUGCCUCAACUACAAGAUCCGCGUCCUCUGCUGCAGCGCCAACCCCAACUGCCCAGGACCUAUACCCUACAGCACCACCACCCCGACCAGCACCACCACUCACGCAGCGCCAACCUCCACCUCUGUAACCACCUCCACCCAGUCCACCUCCUCAGAGACCACAUCCCCGACCUACACCACCACCACCCGCCCCACGCCCUCACCAACCCCUUACGUCCCCACCACCACGACCCCCCACGUCUCUACCCCCUGCGAGCCCGAAAUAUGCCGCUGGAGCGAAUGGUUGGACGUCGACUUCCCCUCUGCAGGACCCAACCAGGGAGACUUUGAAACCUACCAGCACAUACGGGCCGCCGGCAAGAAAGUCUGUCUACAUCCAAAGGAAAUCGACUGCCGGGCUGAGGACUACCCCGAGCUUCCCAUCACGCAGGUCGGGCAGGUCGUGCAGUGCGACGUCAACUUUGGACUGGUCUGCAAGAACGAAGACCAGACUGGCAAAUUUAAGAUGUGCCUCAACUACAAGAUCCGCGUCCUCUGCUGCAGCGCCAACCCCAACUGCCCAGGACCUAUACCCUACAGCACCACCACCCCGACCAGCACCACCACUCACGCAGCGCCAACCUCCACCUCUGUAACCACCUCCACCCAGUCCACCUCCUCAGAGACCACAUCCCCGACCUACACCACCACCACCGGCCCCACACCCUCACCUACCCCUUACGUCCCCACCACCACGACCCCCCACGUCUCUACCCCCUGCGAGCCCGAAAUAUGCCGCUGGAGCGAAUGGUUGGACAUCGACUUCCCCUCUGCAGGACCCAACCAGGGAGACUUUGAAACCUACCAGCACAUCCGGGCUGCCGGCAAGAAAGUCUGUCUACAUCCAAAGGAAAUCGACUGCCGGGCCGAGGACUACCCCGAGCUUCCCAUCACGCAGGUCGGGCAGGUCGUGCAGUGCGACGUCAACUUUGGACUGGUCUGCAAGAACGAAGACCAGACUGGCAAAUUUAAGAUGUGCCUCAACUACAAGAUCCGCGUCCUCUGCUGCAGCGCCAACCCCAACUGCCCAGGACCUAUACCCUACAGCACCACCACCCCGACCAGCACCACCACUCACGCAGCGCCAACCUCCACCUCUGUAACCACCUCCACCCAGUCCACCUCCUCAGAGACCACAUCCCCGACCUACACCACCACCACCCGCCCCACGCCCUCACCAACCCCUUACGUCCCCACCACCACGACCCCCCACGUCUCUACCCCCUGCGAGCCCGAAAUAUGCCGCUGGAGCGAAUGGUUGGACGUCGACUUCCCCUCUGCAGGACCCAACCAGGGAGACUUUGAAACCUACCAGCACAUCCGGGCCGCCGGCAAGAAAGUCUGUCUACAUCCAAAGGAAAUCGACUGCCGGGCCGAGGACUACCCCGAGCUUCCCAUCACGCAGGUCGGGCAGGUCGUGCAGUGCGACGUCAACUUUGGACUGGUCUGCAAGAACGAAGACCAGACUGGCAAAUUUAAGAUGUGCCUCAACUACAAGAUCCGCGUCCUCUGCUGCAGCGCCAACCCCAACUGCCCAGGACCUAUACCCUACAGCACCACCACCCCGACCAGCACCACCACUCACGCAGCGCCAACCUCCACCUCUGUAACCACCUCCACCCAGUCCACCUCCUCAGAGACCACAUCCCCGACCUACACCACCACCACCCGCCCCACGCCCUCACCAACCCCUUACGUCCCCACCACCACGACCCCCCAUGUCUCUACCCCCUGCGAGCCUGAAAUAUGCCGCUGGAGCGAAUGGUUGGACGUCGACUUCCCCUCUGCAGGACCCAACCAGGGAGACUUUGAAACCUACCAGCACAUCCGGGCCGCCGGCAAGAAAGUCUGUCUACAUCCAAAGGAAAUCGACUGCCGGGCCGAGGACUACCCCGAGCUUCCCAUCACGCAGGUCGGGCAGGUCGUGCAGUGCGACGUCAACUUUGGACUGGUCUGCAAGAACGAAGACCAGACUGGCAAAUUUAAGAUGUGCCUCAACUACAAGAUCCGCGUCCUCUGCUGCAGCGCCAACCCCAACUGCCCAGGACCUAUACCCUACAGCACCACCACCCCGACCAGCACCACCACUCACGCAGCGCCAACCUCCACCUCUGUAACCACCUCCACCCAGUCCACCUCCUCAGAGACCACAUCCCCGACCUACACCACCACCACCGGCCCCACGCCCUCACCUACCCCUUACGUCCCCACCACCACGACCCCCCACGUCUCUACCCCCCUGCGAGCCCGAAAUAUGCCGCUGGAGCGAAUGCACAUCCGGGCCGCCGGCAAGAAAGUCUGUCUACAUCCAAAGGAAAUCGACUGCCGGGCCGAGGACUACCCCGAGCUUCCCAUCACGCAGGUCGGGCAGGUCGUGCAGUGCGACGUCAACUUUGGACUGGUCUGCAAGAACGAAGACCAGACUGGCAAAUUUAAGAUGUGCCUCAACUACAAGAUCCGCGUCCUCUGCUGCAGCGCCAACCCCAACUGCCCAGGACCUAUACCCUACAGCACCACCACCCCGACCAGCACCACCACUCACGCAGCGCCAACCUCCACCUCUGUAACCACCUCCACCCAGUCCACCUCCUCAGAGACCACAUCCCCGACCUACACCACCACCACCCGCCCCACGCCCUCACCAACCCCUUACGUCCCCACCACCACGACCCCCCAUGUCUCUACCCCCUGCGAGCCUGAAAUAUGCCGCUGGAGCGAAUGGUUGGACGUCGACUUCCCCUCUGCAGGACCCAACCAGGGAGACUUUGAAACCUACCAGCACAUCCGGGCCGCCGGCAAGAAAGUCUGUCUACAUCCAAAGGAAAUCGACUGCCGGGCCGAGGACUACCCCGAGCUUCCCAUCACGCAGGUCGGGCAGGUCGUGCAGUGCGACGUCAACUUUGGACUGGUCUGCAAGAACGAAGACCAGACUGGCAAAUUUAAGAUGUGCCUCAACUACAAGAUCCGCGUCCUCUGCUGCAGCGCCAACCCCAACUGCCCAGGACCUAUACCCUACAGCACCACCACCCCGACCAGCACCACCACUCACGCAGCGCCAACCUCCACCUCUGUAACCACCUCCACCCAGUCCACCUCCUCAGAGACCACAUCCCCGACCUACACCACCACCACCCGCCCCACGCCCUCACCUACCCCUUACGUCCCCACCACCACGACCCCCCACGUCUCUACCCCCUGCGAGCCCGAAAUAUGCCGCUGGAGCGAAUGGUUGGACGUCGACUUCCCCUCUGCAGGACCCAACCAGGGAGACUUUGAAACCUACCAGCACAUCCGGGCCGCCGGCAAGAAAGUCUGUCCACAUCCAAAGGAAAUCGACUGCCGGGCCGAGGACUACCCCGAGCUUCCCAUCACGCAGGUCGGGCAGGUCGUGCAGUGCGACGUCAACUUUGGACUGGUCUGCAAGAACGAAGACCAGACUGGCAAAUUUAAGAUGUGCCUCAACUACAAGAUCCGCGUCCUCUGCUGCAGCGCCAACCCCAACUGCCCAGGACCUAUACCCUACAGCACCACCACCCCGACCAGCACCACCACUCACGCAGCGCCAACCUCCACCUCUGUAACCACCUCCACCCAGUCCACCUCCUCAGAGACCACAUCCCCGACCUACACCACCACCACCCGCCCCACGCCCUCACCUACCCCUUACGUCCCCACCACCACGACCCCCCACGUCUCUACCCCCUGCGAGCCCGAAAUAUGCCGCUGGAGCGAAUGGUUGGACGUCGACUUCCCCUCUGCAGGACCCAACCAGGGAGACUUUGAAACCUACCAGCACAUCCGGGCCGCCGGCAAGAAAGUCUGUCUACAUCCAAAGGAAAUCGACUGCCGGGCCGAGGACUACCCCGAGCUUCCCAUCACGCAGGUCGGGCAGGUCGUGCAGUGCGACGUCAACUUUGGACUGGUCUGCAAGAACGAAGACCAGACUGGCAAAUUUAAGAUGUGCCUCAACUACAAGAUCCGCGUCCUCUGCUGCAGCGCCAACCCCAACUGCCCAGGACCUAUACCCUACAGCACCACCACCCCGACCAGCACCACCACUCACGCAGCGCCAACCUCCACCUCUGUAACCACCUCCACCCAGUCCACCUCCUCAGAGACCACAUCCCCGACCUACACCACCACCACCCGCCCCACGCCCUCACCAACCCCUUACGUCCCCACCACCACGACCCCCCACGUCUCUACCCCCUGCGAGCCCGAAAUAUGCCGCUGGAGCGAAUGGUUGGACGUCGACUUCCCCUCUGCAGGACCUAACCAGGGAGACUUUGAAACCUACCAGCACAUCCGGGCCGCCGGCAAGAAAGUCUGUCUACAUCCAAAGGAAAUCGACUGCCGGGCCGAGGACUACCCCGAGCUUCCCAUCACGCAGGUCGGGCAGGUCGUGCAGUGCGACGUCAACUUUGGACUGGUCUGCAAGAACGAAGACCAGACUGGCAAAUUUAAGAUGUGCCUCAACUACAAGAUCCGCGUCCUCUGCUGCAGCGCCAACCCCAACUGCCCAGGACCUAUACCCUACAGCACCACCACCCCGACCAGCACCACCACUCACGCAGCGCCAACCUCCACCUCUGUAACCACCUCCACCCAGUCCACCUCCUCAGAGACCACAUCUCCGACCUACACCACCACCACCCGCCCCACGCCCUCACCUACCCCUUACAUCCCCACCACCACGACCCCUCACGUCUCUACCCCCUGCGAGCCCGAAAUAUGCCGCUGGAGCGAAUGGUUGGACGUCGACUUCCCCUCUGCAGGACCCAACCAGGGAGACUUUGAAACCUACCAGCACAUCCGGGCCGCCGGCAAGAAAGUCUGUCUACAUCCAAAGGAAAUCGACUGCCGGGCCGAGGACUACCCCGAGCUUCCCAUCACGCAGGUCGGGCAGGUCGUGCAGUGCGACGUCAACUUUGGACUGGUCUGCAAGAACGAAGACCAGACUGGCAAAUUUAAGAUGUGCCUCAACUACAAGAUCCGCGUCCUCUGCUGCAGCGCCAACCCCAACUGCCCAGGACCUAUACCCUACAGCACCACUACCCCCACCACAUAUACUACGUCAUCUCAGUCCACCCCAUGUUUCUGUAAAGUUGGAAAUUCUAUCUUUUCUCCUGGUGAUUUGAUUUACAACCGAAUGGAUAGCGAUGGGUGUCGAUUUUAUGCCAUCUGUAGUCCAACCUGCACAAUCGAGCGACACCUUGUGGGAUGCAAUGCUACUACUCCUGUAACCACAACUUCUACUGCAACAACAACAGUUACUCUGACUACCACUUCUCCAAGCAUUUUCCAUGGUUGUGUUUCUGCUACUUAUCCUCCACUACAGCCUGGACAACGACACAAAUUAUCCAACUGUACUGAGCUCCUUUGUAAGGGAGACAACAACGUGGAAAUAAUUCCAACACACUGCCCGCCUGUAAAGGAAAUCACCUGUGCCAACAAAUACCCAGCCAUACUGGUACCUGAUGAAAACGGCUGCUGUUACCACUAUGAGUGUCAAUGUGUGUGCAGUGGAUGGGGUGAUCCUCAUUACAUUACUUUUGAUGGAAUCUACUAUACUUUCCUUGAAAACUGCACUUACGUCCUGGUGAAACAGAUCGUGCCUAAAUACGACAACUUCCGUGUCUACAUCGACAAUUACUAUUGUGAUGCAAAGGAUGGACUUUCCUGCCCCAAAUCCAUUAUUAUUUUCUACAAAUCAGCCAAAGUGGUGCUGACACGUGAACUUGUGAACGGCGUGAUGACCAAUGUGAUGUACUUCAACAACAAGGUUGUCAAACCAGGCUUCAGGAAGGAUGGCAUCGCUUUCUCCACACUUGGCAUCAACAUGAUUGUGGAAAUCGAAGAGAUUGGUGCGACCAUCACCUUCAGUGGCUUGAUUUUCUCUGUGAAACUCCCAUACAGCAAAUUUGGCAACAACACCGAAGGACAGUGCGGAACGUGUACAAAUGAUAAAUCAGAUGAAUGCCGCUUGCCAAAUGGUAAGAUCAUUUCUUCCUGUCCUCAAAUGGCUCACCACUGGAUCGUUGAUGACAACAAGACGUGCCACGGAAUACCAGUGCCACCAAUUAUAACCACGCCUCCACCAAGGCCUCACUGCGAAACGCCUCCUCUCUGCAAGCUCAUCUGGAGCGAGAUCUUUGCAGCAUGCCAUGCCGUGAUACCACCAGAACCAUUUUUCAAGGGCUGUGUUUUUGAUGGAUGUCGCAUAGGUGAUGAAUCCAUGCAGUGUUCCAGCUUGGAGAUAUAUGCUACAGAGUGUGCUGCUAGAGGUGUCUGCAUUGAUUGGAGAGGCAAAACCAACCACACCUGUCCAUACAAUUGUCCACCACACAUGGUUUACAGGCCCUGUGGGUCCAUUAAUCCUGCUACCUGUGACCAAAGCCCUGUUGAGCUUCCUGGCUAUGGAGUAACUGAAGGCUGCUUCUGUCCUGAAGGAAAGACACUCCUGAGUGAAAACAACCUCAUCUGUGUCUCUGAAUGCUUCUGCAGAGGACCAAAUGGAGCAUCCAGAUCGCCAGGAGAAAAAUGGACAGAAGACUGCCAGGAAUGUGUCUGUGAUAAAUACACCCUUAAAGUCCACUGUAGGAAACACAAAUGUUACCCAACACAGCAAGUGUUUUGUGAUGAACCAGGCUACAUGCCUGUUGAGGUACAGAUAGCAGAAGAGCCAUGCUGCACCAGGACCGAGUGUUAUUGCAACACCAGCCUCUGCCCCGCGACCACCCCGCAGUGCUUAGAUGGACAGGAGGUAGUCACGAUAAUGCAGCCUGGGAAAUGCUGUCCUGCCUUUGAGUGCAGACAUGGCUGUGUAGUCAAUGAAACCUACUACUCGAAAGGCCAGAGAUAA